This is a messenger RNA of Episyrphus balteatus (marmalade hoverfly), 1535 nucleotides long. RefSeq lists its product as uncharacterized. The transcript has 2 exons. Bases 169 to 1476 code for a protein of 435 amino acids. The record is from RefSeq and is a predicted model, not a curated record. NCBI's taxonomy places the organism in Eukaryota, Metazoa, Arthropoda, Insecta, Diptera, Syrphidae.
GCUUUUUUUUCUUUACUAUUCAGCACUAAAAUUUUGCUUUGCCGGUACAUCCCCCCAUAAACCGAUAACCGACCGUAAAGCGCAAAUUGAAUCGUAUAUCGCAUUUCAGGUUCCAUUUAGGUUUUUAAAACAGAGAAUCUUAUCCGAAACGUAACAUUGAAAAUAAUUAUGCUCCAACAAGAUAUCAACGAAGAUAUCAACGAAUUGUUGAGUCGUCUUGGAAACAGCCUAGACACUUUUUUUUUAGGACUUAACGGUGGUCCAUUAUGCCCCAGUAAAUGGUUUACCACCAAUGAAAAUUCAAAACCCAAAAUUGAGAUAACUCUUUGUAAAGAUAGCACUCUAGCUAGUUCACGCUCAUGGGUUUACGCUUUCAUUAGUGGAGCUACAAUUCCAUCAGCUGUCGUAGUCGACUACAUGUAUCAUGUUUUGGGUACAAUUAAAGAUGAAUUAAAAGAUCCUUGGAAGUCAUAUGGUAUUACAAUCCCUAUCGGGUUGAUAACCCCUUUAGACUUGCUGAAUGUAUCAAUAACUGAGAAUACAGGUGAUACGAUUGAGGUCGAUCGACCCAAGAUAUUUAACACUCAGAAAAACGAUAUUUACCUUCUCAUCAUGCUUGUGGGCUUAUACAAGUAUGCCGAGACCCAUGAGAAAGGCAAGCCUCACAUUUUAGAGCAGAUUAAAAGGUCAGCGUCCCCUUACUUGCCAUCUUUUGAUUGUAUACGGUCUCCAAAUACAAAUCAUGUUCACGAACUUUCAUAUAAUUUAAACUUUAAAAAACUUGCCGCUGCAUUGGACAUGUUCUUAGAAAAGUUCCCUGAAAAUGAAUUUGAAAAAGUCAGAAUUGUGACUAGCUUUUUUAAGUAUCAAGAAUGUGCAGCUAUUAAAGAUCUUAUCUACUUUGCUGAAAUUAUGGGAGUGGAAGGAAUAUUCAAUGCAAUCGAAUGGUUCUUUACUGCGACUAUUCAAAGAGAAGUUAAAGCAAUGGUAAUGACCGAACCUGCAGAAGAAAUCGAAAUAAAACAUUCAUAUUUCCCAUACAUGAUGGCUUUGGGGUUGUCAAGUCGUAGUCGCAGUCCCUAUUCUGCUUCUAGAAAUCCCGGUGUACAUUUGGUGGUCCAUAUUGUUGGAUCUUUGCUCAACAUUCCAAGGUCCAUAAAUGCAAUGAUGGUAAAUAUUGGUAAUAAUAUCAUCGUCGGGCAGCAUUCACUAAAUGCGGGUAUCAUUUUCUUGGCACAUAAAAAUCUCUUAAAGUUGGAUGAGAAAAAUAUGACUGGAGGAGGAUUGGAUGAGAUUAAAAAGUUAACACCAAAGCAGUGUAUCGAAGAAUUUAAAGGUAGAUCGUUCAAGUUUUCUCUUGCUGAAAAAAGAUAUUUUGAAAAUGCAAUUGCUACAAUUCCGGAACCAAGACCAAAUACGAUUGGAGCUUGGGUCAAAACAAACUUCCUUUCACAGUUAUCCUUCGAGGAAGCCUAAAACCAUUCCUAAUAUUCAUAUUUCAUUUUUUUACUGUUUGUAUUGUGUUUUUUUUUUUU